This is a messenger RNA of Durusdinium trenchii, 2481 nucleotides long. The record is from the annotation of a GenBank genome assembly. Lineage: Eukaryota; Dinophyceae; Suessiales; Symbiodiniaceae.
CACGAACAUGCUUACAAAGACCAGUGAUCCUGUCUCUUUCGUCCGGGGUAGUUCGCGGUUUUAGUCUUCCAAUGCGUGCUGCUUGAGCAGUUCAAUGUAUCAGGGAUGCUGGUGCCCAAAGCCGAGGCGCUCUCGGGCACCUAUCUGCUGGAGGAGCGCAGCAGCAACUUUUAUAACAUGGUCUCUGCUGGGAGUCCUCAGUCCAUCAGUUCCUCCAAAAAGAGACUCGUGAGACGUGCCGACCGGCUACAGCACACGGAAUUGCCACCACUGUCGAACCUUGAUGAGCUCUUGGUGAGGAGCUGUGCACCUGAUAUGAAAAAGCCCGUGGAGGAGGCACCCUUGCGGCUGCCACCCAUCGAUGAUUCAGCGCAGGUGAGCAUUGGUACCUUCAAAAAGUUGCUGGCGAAGCCUGGUUCAAGCCACGUCUCUCCGUCUUGGCAGGAGAAUGACGAGCCCCUUCAGUGGCACAUUCUCUUGCUCAAGGCCUCAUUCGAUGGCAAGUUGGAGGUCAGCACGGUGGCUGAGUGGCUGGUGGAGGUCCUAAGCAUGGACGUCCCAGAGGCUACGCGAUGUGCAGAGGCUGCCAAAGUCCAUCCGACGGUGCGGGUGGCGAGCCUCGAUGACUGGAAGAUGGUCAAAGAGAAGGUUGAGAGUUUAAGGGCUCUUGGCCUUGCAGUACAGGUCGCAUCAGGAGCAAUACACCAGGCACUUGUCAACGGCCAGCGUGGCGAUUCGCGAGGUCGCUUGGCGAAGGAGAGCUACACCGAGAUCUUCGACCUCGUUCCAGGUCUCAAACGGUCGAGGCCAGCGAAGAAGGGCAAGGGCACUGAAAGUCAUCCUCAUCGUGCCAAGUGGCGAGGAAUGUCGCAGCUGGUUGUCAUGGACGUUCUCUCGAAGGACCCAGUCAAAAAUAUUUUGACAGAGGAAGACGACGAGGAUGAAAGCAGCUGGCUUGGAACCGAAAGCGAGGCUGAGUGGACCCAGUGGAAUCUCCUCAACGCGAGGAAGAAACGAGUGAAGAGGAUCCUGAACAAGCGAGGGAGAAAGCUCGUGAAAAUGGGAAGCUUGCCUGCGCCCUCUGAGAGUGACAAGACAGAGAAGCUCACGGACAAAACAACUUGUAGCUUCAGGAGUUCCGUCAUAGAGACGCAGAAGAAGAUGAGUAUGAUUGCUCAGCUACAGGGAACUCCCACUCUCACCUUCCAGCGCAAGGAGGCUUGCCAAAUGCUGCGGUUCUUUGUCUUCGGUGCUGUGGGCAACGAGCAUCUAAGAGCUCAAGCAGAUAAGGACUCGAUCUUCUAUGAUCGUUUGGGCGAGAGAUGGCAGGUGCAGCAACUCUACAACUUGUGGGACAGGUUGGAUUGUGAUCACUCAGGACGUUGUGACUUUAGUGAGCUUCGCAGAUUUGCGGAAGUUAGACUCAAAGCCCUCGUUGAGGCCGCUUUAGCGAAAGGCACCAAAGGCCUUGCAGGACUACCAGCUUGGGCAGCGGCCCAAAGUGGAGAGGAUGUCGCGAAAGCUGCCAACAAGCUCAUGAAAACGUUGGAGCAGAUGCUUUUCGGCAUGAAGACCUCCUUUGUGCUGGAGGACAUGAUCCGCAUUCUGUGGCCCAUGAGCCAACCCAAUGACGUCUUGGAGAUGCGCAGGUGGUGUACGGAGAUGGCCAACAGCAUCGAGAGGACUGGAGUCCAGACUCCGCCACUGUUGCCAGAGGAGAAGGUUGAGGACUUGAGGAGCAUUUUCAAGUACUUCGACACCGACAAUGAUGGACAACUUCAAGUGCCGGAUCUUCUGGCCACCGGAUUCCUGAAUCCUCGUGAGGUUGACCUGAUCAUCGAGAAGUACGACGCAGAUGAAGAUGGGAGAUUGGGGGUCCUUGAGUUUGUGGAAAUGCUGUGCCCAGCAGGGUAUCGUGCUCAUGAGAAGGUGACGCACGCAACGCUCCGGAAUGGCAAGGACGUGGUGUACGACACGGAGUUUUGCCGUGCGCGACCCCGGGUCUUCCCUGGGUCUUCCCCGGGUUUCGUCACCCGGCGACCCCGGACACGUCUGGUUUGAAGGGCGACACGUUUUGUGGGGCGACACGUUUCCGGGGUCUUUCUCAAAUGAUUACAUGAUCAACCAACCUAAUAUAUGUUUCUGAAUAUACAUGUAUAUAUAUAUAUACAUUGUAAGACUGCAGAAGAAAUAGGGUUGCUGCCAAGUUGCUGCCAGUCCUCACAUUGACAUUUCGUUGUUUUCUCGAACAAACAGAGCUCACGAUAUGAGCAGCAUCUUUUUUGCAGCAGCUAUAUUAUAGCUGUUGCCAUUCGAUCCAUUUGUGCUUCGAGCAGAUUGGCAAGGUUGGCGACUGGUCAACCACACAUUGAGGUGACCAGCGCAGUGAGGGGGACUGUGCGAGUUUGCCUGAAGGGUCCUUGCUGAGCUCCCUCUGUACAGAUCACAACUGGGGCAAGCCACCUUGUUCGACCGAAGUUC